AUGGGGUUUAUCUCGGGGGUGGUGAUGGGGUUGGUGGUCGGCGUCGUGAUCAUGGCCGGGUGGAGCCGCGUGAUGCAGCGGCGCAGCAGGAAGCGCGUCGCCAAGGCUGCGGAUAUCAAGGUCCUUGGGUCUCUUGGCAGGGAGGACCUCAAGAAGCUCUGCGGCGACAAUUUUCCCGAGUGGAUAUCCUUCCCACAGUAUGAGCAGGUGAAAUGGCUGAACAAGCAUCUCAGCAAACUUUGGCCUUUUGUUUCACAAGCUGCAACUGCAGUUGUUAAGGAAUCUGUUGAACCACUGCUAGAUGAUUAUCGACCUCCAGGAAUAAAAUCUCUGAAGUUCAACAAAUUCUCUCUUGGAAAUGUCUCGCCAAAGAUCGAAGGCAUCCGUAUCCAAAAUCUUCAGCCAGGCCAAAUCAUAAUGGAUAUAGAUUUCCGUUGGGGUGGUGAUCCAAGCAUAAUCCUUGCUGUUGAUGCUCGAGUUGCAUCACUGCCUAUUCAGCUCAAGGAUCUCCAGGUCUUUACCGUUGUUCGUGUCGUAUUUCAACUAUCAGAAGAGAUUCCUUGCAUCUCUGCUGUUGUUGUUGCUCUCCUCGCAGAGCCAGAGCCUAAAAUACAGUACACAUUGAAGGCUGUUGGGGGUAGUCUGACUGCUAUUCCAGGACUUUCUGAUAUGAUUGAUGAUACUGUCAAUUCAAUUGUCAAUGACAUGCUCCAGUGGCCACACAGGCUUGUUGUUCCACUUGGCGUCAAUGUUGAUACAAGUGAGCUGGAGCUUAAACCUGAGGGAAAACUUUCUGUUACUGUAGUAAAAGCAACAUCUCUGAAGAAUAAGGAGUUGAUUGGUAAAUCUGAUCCCUACGUGACCCUGUAUGUGCGUCCCAUGUUCAAGGUCAAAACAAAAGUCAUAGAUGACAACCUAAAUCCUGAAUGGAAUGAAACAUUUGAACUGAUUGUUGAAGACAAGGAAACCCAAUCUGUCAUUUUUGAGGUUUAUGAUGAAGACAACCUUCAGCAAGACAAGAGGCUAGGUGUGGCUAAAUUAGCAGUGAAUAAUAUUGUGCCCGAGACUCCCAGUGAAAUCACUCUGAAGCUUAUGCAGUCAGUAGAUUCACUUAAGAUUAAAGACUACAGGGAUAGAGGAUCAUUACAUCUUAAGGUCAUGUAUCAUCCAUUUACCAAGGAAGAACAACUGGAAGCCCUGGAGUCGGAAAAGAAAGCAAUAGAGGAGAGAAAGCGGCUGAAGGAGGCUGGGGUAAUUGGCAGCACGAUGGAUGCACUUGGUGGCGCCGCAUCACUAGUUGGUUCAGGUGUUGGAUUUGUGGGCACUGGCGUUGCCGGGGGUGUUGGGCUCGUGGGCUCAGGGCUUGGUGCUGGCGCUGGUCUGGUUGGUUCUGGUAUUGGUGCCGUGGGCAGCGGCCUUGGUAAAGCUGGGAAGUUCAUGGGGAGGACUGUGACAGGGCACUUGGGCAUGUCUCGCAAGAGUGGUAGCAGCUCCACUGUUCCCCAACCUGACCAGCCUUCUGCAUAA
This is a messenger RNA of Triticum turgidum subsp. durum (durum wheat), 1527 nucleotides long. The record is from the annotation of a GenBank genome assembly. NCBI's taxonomy places the organism in Eukaryota, Viridiplantae, Streptophyta, Magnoliopsida, Poales, Poaceae.